UGUUAUUAUGAUAAGAGAACAAAACAAGGACUAACUCUAAAAACUUGAUUUUACUAUAUUUGUGGGGUGCUACUAGGAGCUGUAUAGAUAAAGACAUUUGCUUACUUCAUUUCAUUCACUCUCUUCAUUCAUUCAUUCAAUUUUCCCUUAUCUUUCUCUCAUUUUCUCCAUCUUUCUUUUCUUAUUUUUUCAAUGGGAAAUUGUCAAGCUGUGGAUGCUGCAGUUCUUGUGAUCCAACAUCCAUGUGGGAAGAUAGAUAGAUUGUAUUGGCCAGUUACUGCUAGUGAAGUUAUGAAAACAAAUCCAGGUCAUUAUGUUUCUUUGAUUAUACCAUUACCUCCUCAACCACAAGAACAGAAUCAAGAACAGAAGAAAACAGUGAGGUUUACUCGUGUUAAGUUGCUUAGGCCUAAUGAGACUCUUAAUCUUGGUCAUGCUUAUAGACUCAUCACUAAUCAAGAGGUUAUGAAGGUAUUGAAAGCAAAGAAGCAUGCAAAGACUAAGAAAACACAAGAAGAUACAGUGCAGAAAGAAAAGCAAGGUUCAGGUUGUGAGACAAAGAAAGGAGAAGAAUCUGACCAAGGAAAGACAUAUCAGGGAGGAAGAGCAGAGAGAAACAGACAAAGGGCAGCAGCAGGGUCUACAAAUCCUGCUGCUGUACAGAGGUCAAAAUCUUGGCGCCCAUCUUUACAAAGCAUUUCAGAGUCACCAAAAGUUUAAUAAUGAAAAUUUGUGAUAUUGAUAGUGGCUCAUAGAAACAAUGUUUGACUUCAUUUCCUCUAUAAUGUUGGAUAUAAUGGAAAUUCAACUGAGGUUUGAACCAAGAUUUCUCUUGCAAAUUCAUGAUUCAGUUGGUAACAUGUUUGUAUAGCACCAACAAGAAGAGAAAAGAAAAGUAAUGAAUGUAAAAAUCUAUUAGAAGUGAGUUUUGUUAUUGACAUUGUUGCAGCA
Messenger RNA from Trifolium pratense (red clover), 951 nucleotides. RefSeq lists its product as uncharacterized. The record is from RefSeq and is a predicted model, not a curated record. The coding region runs from base 193 to 720 and encodes 175 amino acids. The transcript has 3 exons. NCBI's taxonomy places the organism in Eukaryota, Viridiplantae, Streptophyta, Magnoliopsida, Fabales, Fabaceae.